AUGCCGGAGUCGCCGCCCUCGCCCUCCCCAAUCCCCGGCCUCCUCAAGGGGCCCGCGCCCAGCGGCAAGCUGCCAUCCCGCAGCUCGACGCCGCAGUCCGUGCUGGCGGACCGGUAUGUGCUGGGUAGCGAGCUGGGCAAGGGGGCGCACGGCCAUGUGUACAAGGCGCUGGACAAGAAGUCCGGCUCGUUCGUGGCCGUGAAGCAGAUAUCGCUGGCCGGCGUGCCCAAGGACAACCUGUCCAGCGUCAUGGCCGAGAUCGACCUGCUCAAGGACCUGAACCACAGGAACAUCGUGAAGUAUUUCGACUCCAUAAAGACGCGCAACCACCUGUACAUUGUGCUGGAGUACAUGGAGAACGGGUCGCUGGCCAACGUGAUAAAGCCCAGCAAUUUCGGCGCCUUUCCGGAGCACCUGGUGUCGGUGUACAUUGCGCAGGUGCUGGAGGGCCUGAAGUACCUGCACGAGCAGGGCGUGGUGCACAGGGACAUCAAGGGCGCCAACAUCUUGACCACCAAGGAGGGCCUGGUCAAGCUCGCUGACUUCGGGGUCGCGGCGAAGCUGACAGAAAAGGGAAAUGAACUUGUUGACCAUUAUGAUGCGGUGGCGGGCUCGCCGUAUUGGAUGGCCCCGGAGAUUAUUGAGAUGACAUCAGUCGGCCCUGCUGCUGACGUAUGGAGCCUGGGCUGCUUGGUCGUUGAGCUGCUGACUGGCUAUCCUCCCUACUUCGACUGCCAGCCCAUCCAGGCCCUGUACAAGAUUGUCCAGGAUGACUGCCCGCCAUUUCCGGAGCACAUUUCUCCUUUGCUGGACGACUUUUUGAUUCAGUGCUUUCACAAGGAACCAGCAAAGCGGGCAACAGCCGCGAUUCUUUUGGAGCAUGGCUGGAUUCAGCAUCAUAAUCGAACUUUGAAAGCCACCUGGAACAGGAGCAAGAGUUUGCGUUCGCACAAGGCUUCCAAUGAUGACACAAGGGCCAGUGUGUCUGUUGUGGUUGAGCGCAUCUUGCAACAUCAGAACGAAAUGCAAGACCAAUACCUGGACCCAGAACAGACUCCAAGCCCAGAGGCAACACAAAGCCCUGUUCCUGUAUUGCGUACGGGACAGGCAGCGGACAAUGCUGUGCGGGACAGUGCAACCACCAUCAGUGCAAGGCAGGCAGAGGGUGACGAGGAAGAGGAGGAGGGGGAGGACGAGGAGGGAUACUACUCCACAGAAAGAUACCAAUUAGACCCACAAGAUGGGCAUCUGGAUGCUAAUGAGCCCGGGUGCUCAGAGACUGAUGGAAACUCUGGGAUGCAGAGGCAGGGUUCUGCCGGUAGACUGGCAAGCACCAGUGGGCUGCAAUUGCUUGGAGGGGGGUCCAGCCGGCAAAUCCCAUUGGCGACAUGCCUUCUUGGGCAACACUCAAGAGGUGACGACUUCGGUAGCCAGCAUCAUGACAAUGUGCUGUCAGCUGGAACAGUCGUGUCUGCUGCAAAUUUACAGUGGCCAAAUGGACGAGUGCAAAUGUACACUCAACCCUCAAUCGCCAGUGUGUCUGCAUCUGGCCUUGUGGAUGCCACCCUGGAUGUGGACACUGGACGGCAGGAAGCUGUUGAGAUGCGCAGGCUUGUGACAGGCUUGCGCCCAUAUCUGGCACCUACCCAGGUGGCAGCAGAAACUGCAAAUCUGGUUCAAUUACUCAAUUCCAAUCCAGGGAAGAAACCUGUCUUCUUGACUGAAGGGGGCCCAGUUGUAAUCGUGGAAUUGCUCAACACAAAAGACCUCAAGGUUUUGGAAGUUGCCUUGGAACUGGUGAAUGUCUUGUGCACAGGAGACCCCAGGACGUUGGAGAGUCUUUGUGUUGUUGGCUUGGCACCCAUUGUGUUCAGAUACGCCAGUGCUUCUUACCCAGCCAGGAUCAGACACCAAGCAGCACGUUUCGUGCACCUCAUGUGCCACUCAAGCAUACACACUGUGGAAUUGUUCGUCGCCUGCCAGGGUAUUCCAACACUGGCUUGCCUAUUUGAGGAGGGUGUGCAAGACAACAUGCACUUAGUCGAGACGGGGCUGGCCUGUGUAUGGCGCCUGAUCGAUGUCCAUGGACCACCAGCAACAAAAAAUCUUUGUCGCCUUUUUGCCACUACAGAUCUUCCCCACAAGCUCGCCAUGGCACUAGUGUCAAUGGUCAAUGACUUGAAGAAUCUUGACGAACUUCGAGGUCAGGAGCAGCAGAGUGGAGGAGCAGGUGCUGCCGCCAAGUUGCGAAUACCUCUCAAUGGUUCUCAUGAUGGGGUGUGGUCGAAGGAACCUUCUGUCAGUGGGACACCAAAAUCCAAUCACUCUGUGUCUGUGGGCUCGGUUGCAUCAUACCCAGCAAGCACAGCGCGCAGCAGGCCUCCUGCAUCACCUAGUCAAAGGGAGGACCCAGGGCAACUUUGCCAGCAGCUGCGGGCACUUGCAGAACACGCGAGCGAGCUCCUGUUGCUGCUGUCGGACUGUGAUACAGCUGUGCGGAGUCACCUGUGCGAAAAGGACACCCUGGGUCCUCUGCUUCGAGAGCUUCGGCAUUGGCCCACAAUCAUCCUCUUCAAGAUCGCGAAGUGCCUGAAGCACUUGAGCAGCGAGCCUGAGCUGUUGGGCCAGAUGCAGGAUGCAGGCACGCUGGAAGUUCUGGUGCACAUGCUGUCCCAGGAGAGGUCUGUCAAGAAUAUGGAGCUAAAGAAGGAAGUCUUGUCCACGAUCUACAACAUGUGCAAGAUCAACCGAAGUCGGCAGGAGCAAGUCGUGGCUGCAGGAGUCAUUCCCCAUCUUUGCCGCUUCUCGUCGGAGCCCCGGCGACACGACAAUGAGCAGGAGCUAAAGCUGCGGCAGGCGCUCAGGCCAACGGCUGUCUCCCUGCUGUGUCGAUUUGCACAUUCCAGUCCGUACACUAGGCAAGAGAUUUGGUCCAACGAUGGUCUUACUCUCAUGCUGCGUCUUUUGGUUGAGGAGCAGUGGCAGCCCCUGAUUCUUGACGCCCUUGCCACAUGGCUUGAGGAAGACAUCCACCGCGUGGAGCCGAAACUGAUGUACCAAGAAUCGAUCGAGCGGCUUGUGACCCUGCUGCAGUCCUACAGGCAGAAACAGAGCGCGGUUGCCGGCGUUUUGGAUCCGCUGCUGAGGAUGCUGCAGCGUUCAGACAAGUUGAGCCGGCAGUUGGGACAGGGCGGGCUGGUGCCUGUGAUCAUGGAGAUGCUUCGAACAGCAGACGCAGCAACGUCUCUGAAGCUGCUUAAAGCCCUUCGCAGCAUCUACGAGAUGCAUCCCAGGCCAAAGGAAUUUAUCAAGCGAUAUGACGUGGAGAGGCACUUGCAUCGCUUGGCGUCUGGCUCCGCAAGCGGCAGCCUGUCCGGGGAGGUCCGAGUUCUGGUAAGAAAGGCCGCCCAGGAGCUGCUGAGGGCCUUUCAAAUGAACCAAAUAUGGUGA
Molecule: messenger RNA, 3450 nt
Organism: Ostreobium quekettii
Lineage: Eukaryota; Viridiplantae; Chlorophyta; Ulvophyceae; Bryopsidales; Ostreobiaceae
Source: the annotation of a GenBank genome assembly